UCUAGUGUGGAGUCGAUUUCAAGAGAAGUGGGUUCUGUUCAGUUCAUCUCAGAUUUCCAGAUUUUAUUUGCAAUACCCGUUUGGCAGUUUCAUAGAUACGUUGAUUUUGAUGAUGAAAGAGAUUGUAUUACUGUAGUUGUAGACAAAUGUUCAUUACUUCAGAAUCCCCCAACCUUCUUUUUUUUUUUUUGGUGAAAUCUCUCUCUCUUUCUCGCUGCUGAAUAACCGACCAGCCGCUACUCUGUAAAAGGUUCUUUUCCCUGUCAAGUGUCAUAUCGUCCAGACCCUUUCUGCUCUCUUACUCAACCAGCUUCUCUUCCUAUUGCAGAAACCUCCCACCUCUCUCACCCACUUCGCCUUUUGUCUUGGUUUUUUACCCUUUUUUUUCGCAUUUUUUUUUUUUUUUGGCUUUUCUGUUGCUUUGCGGAGUAUGAAAGGAUCCAAUUUUAAAGGGGUUAUGGAAAAUGGGAACAAGGAGGCGAUCGAUUGGGAGUUGAGGCCUGGUGGUAUGCUUGUUCAGAAGAGAGACGAUGAGGUUGAUGCUUCUGGACCCACGAUCAAGGUCAAGGUUUCUCAUGGCUCUUACCAGCACGAGGUCAACGUCCCGGCUCAAGCAACUUUUGGGGAAUUGAAGAAGGUCAUUGUCCAGGAGACUGGUUUGGAGCCUAAAGAACAGAGGCUGCUAUUCAGAGGGAAGGAAAAAGAAGAUGAUGAGUGCUUACACAUGGUAGGUGUAAAGGACAUGUCCAAGGUGGUACUCAUGGAGGAUCCUGCUAGCAAAGAGAAAAAGCUUGAUGAAAUGAAGAGGAAUCAAGAGAUAUCAAAAGCUUGUGAGGCUGUUGCUAAAGUUAGAGCUGAGGUUAACAAGCUCUCUGAAAAGGUGGCUGCCUUAGAGGCAGCUGUGCGUGGAGGUACCAAGGUUGCAGACAAGGAAUUUUUUGUCUUAACAGAGCUGCUUAUGGUACAAUUACUGAAACUAGAUAGCAUUGAGGCUGAAGGAGAAGCAAAAGCGCAAAGACGGAUUGAGGUUCGUCGUGUGCAGAGGUACGUGGAGACACUCGACGUUCUAAAGGCACGAAACUCCAACCCUUUCAGCAGUGGCAGCAAUGCUGUGUCUGUGACUACCAAAUGGGAGACAUUUGAUUCUGGUGUGGGAAGCCUGAAUGCUCCACCCCCAAUGCCGUCUUCUGCAAAAGCAACCAACGAUUGGGAACAGUUUGACUAAUCUGAUCUGUCUGCGGCUAUCCUAAUUUGUAUACAAUUCCUAUGCGAUACCUUAUGCUAUGGCACAUGUAAAACAUUUUAUACUGUUUUUUUCUGGUGCCCUAUGUACAAAUCCUUUCGGUUAGGAAUGGAGGAGAGGCAUUGAGAAUGUGGAAAAAAGAAAAAAACUUCACUUUCUUUUGAAGAGAAGUUGAUAUUUGUACA
Messenger RNA from Macadamia integrifolia, 1428 nucleotides. RefSeq names its product BAG family molecular chaperone regulator 4. Gene Ontology annotation, cellular component: cytoplasm. Gene Ontology annotation, biological process: protein stabilization. The coding region runs from base 431 to 1225 and encodes 264 amino acids. NCBI's taxonomy places the organism in Eukaryota, Viridiplantae, Streptophyta, Magnoliopsida, Proteales, Proteaceae. The record is from RefSeq and is a predicted model, not a curated record. Gene Ontology annotation, molecular function: protein-folding chaperone binding; adenyl-nucleotide exchange factor activity. The transcript has 4 exons.